AUGUAUGAUUCUGUUUAUGACUACCCUCCAACUUUAUCUCCAUAUCCUUGUCCAAUAUAUAUUCCUCCUUCAGAAGAUAUUACACCGACUAAUGAAAAUGUUAACCCUUGUCUGUCUAAUUCCCGGGCAAGAAUUCAACCAACAUCUGUUGAUUUUCAUCGUAUUCGUAAAAUGCACAGCAGUAUGAAACAGUUUUUUUCAUUUAGUGGUAACAAAAAAGAUAAUCUACCUAAAAAGUCUAUUGCUAAUCAUGUUCUGGGGAAGGAAAGGGACGUCAUAAAUCCAUCAUUUUUUGACUGUGAUAACAGUAACAAUAAUCAUUCAGUUCCCUCCACUGGUAACCUAUCUAGUCGUUUAUCAAUCAACAGUUCAAACAAUAUAAACUUUAAAGGUACUGUUCUGCGGUCAUUUAGUUGCACGCCUAAGUCGAUUUGUGAUAACAAACAUAGAGUUAAAUCACAAGUACUUAAAACACAGAACGUUUCACUGAAUGCUACAACUGCUACCACUUUUACUAUAACAACAAAAACUAAUACUACCACUAAUAAUGAUAAUAUUUGUGACAGAAGGACAAAAACAAAAAAUGAUCCCACCAUGUGUAGAAUUGAUACGCGAAGUCGAUUACAUGCUUAUUGUUCUAGAACUAAACCCACCAACGGUUAUGAAUCAUCUUGCUCAAGUGUGUAUAGUAGAAAUUCAAAUCAUGCGAACUAUAAAUUUAGUAUUGUAAAGUCUCCAUCCACUUGUCAAAACCGUUUUACAUUUGAAUCUAUUGUUAUUGCUAUUUAUUAUUUUCAAACUUUCGCUUGGAUAGUCGCCAUAAUAAGGAAUAUUAUUAGACAGAUUACAUUUUAA
Heterobilharzia americana is the source of this 855-nucleotide messenger RNA. NCBI's taxonomy places the organism in Eukaryota, Metazoa, Platyhelminthes, Trematoda, Strigeidida, Schistosomatidae. The record is from the annotation of a GenBank genome assembly.